AUGCCUAAAACAUUAAAACAAAAAAAAGCUUAUUGCGCAAAACCGUUUAAAAUUAACAUUUAUAACGCAAAAAUUCGUAAAAAUAAUUCCAAGUUUGAAAGGGUAAUUAAUUUGAAUGAUCAUGAGUCAAACAAUAAUAAUGAUCUUAAUGUCACCAAACCAACUUUCCCUCCCACCUUAACGACAACCGAUCUUAUAAGUAAGAUUAAAUGUACGUCCAACAGCAGUAAAGCAAAAACGUUCCCAAAUGCAUUUAUCGCGUAUCGAAUAGCAUUUAUUAAAGAAUAUCGUAAUAAGGACAUAAAAUUACCAACCAUGUGCAAUUUAUCUAGUAUUGCAAAAAAUUCUUGGAACGGUGAACCACAAAACGUAAAAGAUUUUUACAUUAAACUAUCUGAAGACGCCAAAACUUUGUAUAAGCAGAAAUCCAUUCAAAUCAUGUUUGACAAAAAUAUGAAUAAAGUUAAAAAUAAUCAAGAAAGCGAGCAAGUUUCACAUUUGCACACCACGAGUGUAAAUUCUGAAAAGGACCCAGAUUGUGUUGAUAAUAAUAAUCAACGCACCGAGAGAUUUUCCCCCCUUGAGGACGUACAAGAUUCAUCAAGUGGAGAACUUCCGCUUGAGGCUUCUCAUAAUUAUAAAUUUUUCGAAGAUCCAUAUGGAACGAAUUCAGCAGAUCGAGAAUUAUUUCAUUUACUUGAUUAUAACUUCAACAAUUAG
Funneliformis geosporum is the source of this 720-nucleotide messenger RNA. The record is from the annotation of a GenBank genome assembly. NCBI's taxonomy places the organism in Eukaryota, Fungi, Glomeromycota, Glomeromycetes, Glomerales, Glomeraceae.